Colletotrichum scovillei is the source of this 2718-nucleotide messenger RNA. RefSeq names its product ATP-dependent protease La domain-containing protein. The coding region runs from base 757 to 2436 and encodes 559 amino acids. The transcript is spliced from 2 exons. The record is from RefSeq and is a predicted model, not a curated record. NCBI's taxonomy places the organism in Eukaryota, Fungi, Ascomycota, Sordariomycetes, Glomerellales, Glomerellaceae.
UGACAUGACCUUGGAAUCUCGACAUGGACCGCCGGGCCUGGCGCUGUCCGGGGGCGGCUCUCUUGCUGCUUCCUCUCAUUGUUCUUUCCUGCUUGUUGCUGAGAUGUCGCUCCCAUGGCUCCCCAAUCGUAGCCCACCUCUGCCUUUCUCUCUAAUUUCAUUGACCUCAUUGCACGGCCACACCAUCCCCCGAACGCACCCCUCCUAAACCGUCCAGCCGCCCAGCGAAUUGGUAACUCGACGUUAAAUGUAUGACGCCUGCCAGUCGUUAUCCACCAUCGUUACCUUCGCGCCCCCAAACGUACUCUUUCUAUGCGACAGACACUGGCCCGGUACAUGCAUCCCGCCAGUUCUCCAGCUUCUAGCUCCGGCCCUCGGUCUACUAGCUUUGCCGGUCUCUCUUCACCUGUCCGCUUUUGAUCUCGUUCAGGCGCAUCAUGAGAUCCGCUCGUUUCUGGAACCUCUGCAGCCCUGGUGAUCCCGCAUAUAUGACCCCUGGUCACUGUCCCCCCGUCUCUUUUUUGCUGGAUCUUACAUACGCUCAGGUGGCUACACGAAAUACAUAGCCAUCCUCCAUCACUCGAUCUCGGCGGCACUUCGCCUAACUAUCUCGACUCACCGACGACAAGUCCAUUAUAUACCACGAGAGCAGGAUUGUGCUAGGGGAAAAAAGGUUACUUACGAAACGAACCGGCCGCGAACCCAUACAGACAUCUACCUAAGCUGUGCCAGCACCGAGCUGGUGGAGACGGCUUCAUGUCCUCCGACCAACCCCGAGUCGUCGAGAGCAGACCAUCGGCCCUGACGUCCAACCCGGUACACGAAGCCGAGGACGAAAAGGAUCAUGGCACUGUCGAACGGCCACUGGAGGGCGAACAAAUUCGAGAAGUCAUUCGCCUGAUACAAUGCCGAAAAUGCUCCCACCCUCUGCAAGAGCCAAUUACACUUCCUUGCGGUCGAAGCCUCUGUAAACAAUGCGUCCCAGAAACACACACUCGAGAAAAUAUAUCAUACCCCGCCACGCCAAAUAGAUUACAAGGCUUCGAAUGCCCAUAUGCGGAAUGUGGGAAGAACCAUGCCGUGGGCGAUUGUGGCGUUGAUGUCAUUCUCACCAAGGCAGUCAACAACUUCAAGGCCGAGAUGGAGAAGGCGAAAGAGACGAGCACCAAAGCCGAGAUAUCCACGCAUGUCAUCAUCAACAGUUCAGGUGCUGGGCAGUCAGAUACGACCGACGACAACGGAGAAGUAGCGAGGGUUGUGAAAGGAGGCCCGCUGCUCGCAGUCUAUACGUUGGCAGAUACAGGCGAGUUGGAUUACAACUCAGCCGUCACUUUUGCCGAAGUCUCAUCACUCGGAGAUGAGGCUACGUCAAUCGACUCAAGGACAUUUUCCAAAGUAAAGGAAUCUGUACGCACGGAAAUGGACUGCCAGGUGUGCUAUGCCUUAUUCUACGACCCUCUUACGACAGUUUGCGGCCACACUUUCUGUCGAUCGUGCUUACACCGCGUGUUGGACCAUUCCUCCUACUGUCCGAUAUGUCGACGAGGGUUAUCGGUCAGCCCUCUGCUGUACCGGGAAUCGUGCCCAUCAAACGAGAGUCUGAAAACCAUCAUUCAGACUUUUUGGGCCGAUGCCGUUCUCACAAGAGGCGAUGCUUUGGCGGCGGAAGCAAUGAACAGGCAUCGGGAGUUUGAUAUCCCCAUUUUUGUCUGCACAUUGUCGUUUCCAAUGAUGCCGACCUUUCUCCAUGUCUUUGAGCCGCGCUAUCGCCUGAUGAUACGCCGAGCUUUGGAGGGCGACCGGACUUUCGGCAUGGUGCUACCUCAACGACCCCGGACGGCCAAUGACACACACUUUGUGCAAUACGGAACCCUUUUACGGAUUGUGAACGCCGAGUACUUUGCAGACGGCAGAAGCCUGAUCGAGACAUCUGGCAUAUCACGCUUUAGAAUCACCAGACAUGGCAUAUUGGAUGGAUAUUUGGUGGGGAAGAUUGAACGAAUUGACGACAUAUCGAUCGCGGAGGAAGAAGAUCUAGAGGCAACCGAGACACAACAAGCCCUAGAAAGAUACGAAAGCGCCGCUACACAUCAGAGCGAAGACUCGAGUUUGCCGAGACCACCUACGACUACCCCCGAGGACCUCUCAACAAUGCCAACUAGCGACCUUCUGUCCUUGGGUGUUUCCUUUGUGCAGAGAAUGAGGCAACAAAGCGUGCCGUGGCUGGCACAACGAAUGCUGGCUAUCUAUGGGGAAUGCCCCAACGAUCCGGCACUUUUUCCUUGGUGGUUUGCCAGCAUCCUGCCAGCCAAGGAGUACGAGAAGUACAAACUUUUGGAAACACGAAGCGUCAGAGAGAGACUCAAGAUCUGCUGCGGCUGGAUUUUGGAAUGGGAGUCAAGCAGGUGGUCCCUCUCAGACUGCCGAAUCUUCUGAUGCUGGGGACUAGCUCAGCUACGGGCGCCGAAGGCCUCGCCCAAGAGACAUGAAUUGAAGUUGGCCACGAGGAGGCCGAGGUUUUGGCCUACGAGGGUUUCUUUCCACUGGGAUGUUAGGAUGCGGGGGUGGCCGUUGUCAUAAAAUUCUCGCAUUUGCAUGGCAGCAUUGGGCAUGUACUAGGAAUCCUUCACGGCAUUAUAUUACGACACAAUACAGAUACCAAAUUGGCCUAUGUAGGUAUACUAGAGAACCAUGCCAAACAGAAGUUGAAGAAUGCAA